Messenger RNA from Scylla paramamosain (green mud crab), 2051 nucleotides. RefSeq lists its product as uncharacterized. The coding region runs from base 100 to 474 and encodes 124 amino acids. Lineage: Eukaryota; Metazoa; Arthropoda; Malacostraca; Decapoda; Portunidae. The record is from RefSeq and is a predicted model, not a curated record. The transcript is spliced from 3 exons.
ACCUCAGAGAAGGACCGUCAGUUACCAAGCGACAGCACAUCUCAGCUUACCAGGACAAGCCCGCUGUUGCUUCACACACUUCAUACUAACUUUGCAGAAAUGUCCGCCAAGGCACUCUUCCUUUCUGUACUGGUGGCUCUGGUUGGCCUUGGCGCAGCAGCCGUCGAGGAUAAGGAACCAAAAGAGGACCCGAGGCUCUUCUUCACGGGUUUGACCGGGACCAAUGACACCGACCAAAUCACCCUUAGCGGCAGCGCUCUGAUCGUGCUCGGCCUGGUCUUGGCGGCGCUCAUUGCAGCAGUCAUUGUCCUCGGGGUCCUGCUUGGCGUCGGCUCCUCAGCGUUCAAGCACUUCGACAAUGACUACGGUUACUCCAGCCCCUCGUACUAUUCCUAUUCCGGCCCAGACUCCCGGGAAAGUUCUUACGCCGUUCACCGCACGCUGGAGGACGCCGCCAGAAAGUUUGAAGAGUAAUUUUCGUGAUGCUAUCCAAGAAUUUAGCAACCCAGCACUCCACCUCACUCCAUCAAUGAAACCUUUACUCCCCCGGGUCUGCUCUCAUGAACAUGGGAAGGAGGCAAAGAGUGUGAGUGAGGAAAAGGAGUGCGUGAGUGAGGGAAGACAAGGACGCCAACGAGAUUCUAUUAGUGUCUUCCUGUGAUUCAGUUUUCCUCAAGACUCCUCGACAAGUGACAACCUCGACCAUUGACUUGAAAACGUUGCUGGACGUAAGACUCGACACUGACCAAUCGACUUUAUUUUCGUCGUGAAACUGCACAUAAAUAUUCUACUUUUGCUCUCUUUUCCUAUCAGUUUCACGGCUUACGCUCGCUUCCACUCCUUUUGGAAGCAUAUUAAGAUCAACCAUUCAUUCAUUCGCCUAUAGUUCUGGAAAAGAAAAAAUAAAAAAUAAUGAAUAAGUGUAAGGAUCAUCCUCAACAUUCUACUACUGAGUCUCAUGCGGGCAUCUCUUUCAUAGCUCGUCACCUAUAGUCACGUGUCUACGGCUUGACUCGCAUCACAUACACAUGCAUUUACAUACCUACUGUGCGGACGACGCGACUUACUUCUAAACCACGACACUCCACUGGACGAUUUCCUACCAAAACGAUUUAAACGAUUCAUCAUCAUAUUUUCUCUUUCAUCUCUUCCUGACACAUUCGCACCACAUUCGCCUCAGCAGCACAACUCACAUCCUGCCGCGACAAACACUCGUUCCACACGGCCUCUCAUUACUUUCACCACCGUUUCCACUCAGUUGCUUCAUGACUCACCACUACGGGCAUUAUGAACCUAGCUUAUUAUGACGCGGCUCUGCCUGGCGUCACUGUUUGCUCCUUUCUUCAACAGUACAGUAUGCAUUUAAGCGCAUCUCAUCAACUUAUGUAUCUGCCCCUGUUAAGUAUUACGAACUCAUAAUCUUACUGACGAAUAACAGACAAGAAAGGACUCUUCAUCUUACUGACGCAUAACGAAUAAGAAAGGACUCACACACUAGACAGAAUUACGAGAAAGGUUAAGGCGUGACUGACAGCAAGACGGUUCCCAGUAACGCACCCACAAGCCCUCCUCGACGCAGCACCGGGACUUUGCCGACGCACGAGACCUUAAUUGGGGAAACACUUAUCCCUCUCUUGACUCAUCUGCCUGUCUCACCUGUACAGAUGUUAAUUAUCAGGAUGGACACACACACACACACACACACACACACACACACACACACACACACACACACUAUGUACACAAAUUGAGACAAAAUAAUAAUCAGAUAUUAAUUCAAAAGUGAAACUGUGUUCAAGUUAAAAAGAUCAAUACCUUUUUUUCCCUCACUCAGUCUAGUUAAUUUAUUUAUAUUUAUUAUUGCAAAUUUAUAUGUAGAUAACUUUUUUCCUUUAAUAGAAAUGUUGAAUGCGUGAAAUACCAAGAAAAAAAAUUGUAUGUCUGAUUUAUUUAUGGGUUGCUCAUUAAUUUAUUUAGUUAUUAUCUCACUUGUUAUCCAUGCAAUGAUUUUUGGUUAAUGUUGUAAUUCGUUACGUUUUAAUAAUAAUAUU